Medioppia subpectinata is the source of this 658-nucleotide messenger RNA. NCBI's taxonomy places the organism in Eukaryota, Metazoa, Arthropoda, Arachnida, Sarcoptiformes, Oppiidae. The record is from the annotation of a GenBank genome assembly.
GUCUUAAGGGAUGUAUUCAUUGGUGACAAUCCAUUGUUUACCAUCUGUUUCGGUGAUUGUCGCUCAAUGAAUGCAUUGUCACAGCCGUUGGAUCCGAUGAUUACGUGACCGCUAUAUCAUUGAAUAAGUGAUUGAUAUUUCUUGUGUCAAACAAACAAUGGCUAAACAGUUGAUUGGAUCCGCUCAAGACGUUUGCGCCGAUUGUGGUGCCAAUGAACCGAAUUGGGUUUCACUGAACAGAGGAGUUCUCGUAUGCGAUGACUGCUGUCUUAUUCACCGAAGUUUAGGCCGCCAUAUAUCGCAAGUGAAGUCCAUCGCGAAGAGUGUCUGGCGGUCGACACAAAUCCAAAUGAUAGCUGAACUGCAAAGGAGUGGUUCCAACUCGAUAUGGGAGCACACAUUACUGGAUCCGUUGACUGGAAAGACCGCCAUUCGUCGCAAACCGUCGGCCAAAGACCCGAUUCAUCCAAACAAAUCGGAGUUCAUUCGCUCGAAGUAUCAAAACUUAUCGUUCAUUAAUCGGUCCACAAAUAAAGAGGAGUCGGAAACAGAUAUCAGCGAACAGUUGCACUCAAGUGUCCGAACGCCGAACCUUAAGACAAGUCUUCGUCUAUUGGCCUCCGGAGCCGAUCUGUUAGUCAUUAAGUUUUUUGUGUGA